AUGACGGCCCCAUUCACCUCCAAACCAAAGUUGGUGACGAGAUUGAAGAUGUCAGCCCCUCCACCACCAACACCCAGCGCGCCCAAGGUCAAGAUGUGGUCUCACAUUGUCUCGGGCGAUGUCAAGAAGGACAACGUCAAGCAGAAAGAAAACGUCAAGGAGGUGGACGAAACUCAGGAGGAUGGCAAUGCCUUGUCCUGGUCUCAACGAGCUUCCUGCAAUGUCAGCUCAGGAGCCUCCCAAGGUGAAUUUCCGCAAUUGAGCAACAAUGCACCAUUCUCGGGCGCUGCCAACCAGGGCUUGUGGGCAGGACAAGCUGCUAGAAACCUGGGAGGACCUGGUACCGGCCCUAGAACCCCAGCCUCUGCAAUGCCUCAGUCUCAACAAGACGACCUUUUUUCUCCGGCCUCCAGACUUCCAUCCAGUCAAAAUUCGUUUCGAUUUGGUAGUCAGGCUAGUAUCGGCCAGGCGCAGCAACCUCAGCCCAGUGGUGGUGAUGAGUUCCCACCAUUGAACAGGAACGGCAACGGUGAGAUUGGUCAAGACCGAGUCGCAAACAUCAUGUCUGGAUUGAAUCUCGGCUCUCAAGGUCCUGUCGCGUCUUCAUCAACGCAGGCUAGGGGCUCUGGUAACGGACUUCUCAAUGCUGUCACGGCAAACACUCGCGCCUCUGAGGCCCGUUCGCCUGUUGGUACGCGACCAUCAGAAGGACGAUCCUCGAUCGCCGAGGAUGAUGCGCGACAGAAAUCAGCAUUUCGCGAGGAUGGCUCUGCACCUCAACCGCCUCUGUCGGACGGGCCAAAUCAAGGCACAGAAACUCGCAACCCUCUCGGUGCUAUCGGCAACGACGCGUCAAGCAACAAAGGUGCUGAAUUGCCUGCUGAAGCUUCGUCUUCCGCAGCUCAAGAGCCUCUUGCUGGCAUGUCAGAAGCAGACAAAUGGGGUAUUAAGGGCCUGCUGACGCUGAUGGCGAAGUAUCCUUCCUAUCACGCCCUGGUCCACGGCCUAAAUCCUGCGGAAUUGGGUCUUGAUCUGAGCAGCGAAGCUCGCAUUACCGAACAGACUUUCUCGCUCACCAGCCACGAACCACCAAAGCCACCACAGCCAAAAUUCAGCCUUCCAGAGUGCUACACCGUCAGGAAUACGCAGCCCAUUGAACAGAAAAUGCCAAAUUUCACCGAGGAAACCCUACUUUACAUGUUCUACUCUAGUCCGCAGGACAAACAUCAAUACCUGGCUGCCCAGCAACUAUACCAGCGUGGUUGGCGUUGGCACAAAGAUCUGCGUGUGUGGCUGACGAAGGAUGUGGAGAUGCAACCAGUAGCGGUCAACCCAGAAGCUGAGCGAGGAUACUACGUGAUCUGGAACGCCGAGACUUGGGCGAGGAUGAGACAAGAGCUCACCCUCUAUUACGCGGAUCUCGAGACCUUCCCCGAACUCCCUCCAGGGCCUCAUUCUUAG
Molecule: messenger RNA, 1461 nt
Organism: Diaporthe amygdali
Lineage: Eukaryota; Fungi; Ascomycota; Sordariomycetes; Diaporthales; Diaporthaceae
Product: NOT2/NOT3/NOT5 family protein
Exons: 6
Coding region: 1-1461 (486 amino acids)
Biological process (GO): nuclear-transcribed mRNA poly(A) tail shortening; regulation of DNA-templated transcription
Cellular component (GO): CCR4-NOT core complex; P-body
Source: RefSeq, a predicted model, not a curated record